CCAGGUUUUACUGUACUCUAGAGUAGAGUACCUAGGUAGAGUAGAGUAGAGUAAAUUAACGGAUCCAAGGCUAGUGGCAUAUUUACACUAUAUCUAUUCUACGUCAUAAAAGAACCUCUAUAUCGAUCCAUCCCGCCAUGAUUCUAACCACAACCCAAAAAAAUGACCAACAAGUCAAGGAGAUCAUUACCCGAUGAUAAAACGCAAUGAAGCGACAAAAGAAGAGCUCUGCAAGCCUGCAUACAACUCAACCAGACAAGCCAACCAAUAUCGAUGGACCCAUCUUCUUCUACAUGCCAGAUGACACACACGGCGAGUUCUGCCAGUGGUUUCCCUCCCCUUUUACCCUCAGCAAGACCGAGAUAUCCUCACAGAUCGGCUACGCCAUAGACGACGACGCCGCCGAGGGGAGCAUCACUUUCACCUGCGCCGAACAGUUCAUGAUGUACUGCAAGGCCGGCCGAUUCCACGACAGAGAAACUCAAAGACGAGUCCUUGCAACUACCUCCCCGAAGGAGCAGAAACGACUGGGCAGGUUGACGGCAGGUUUCACAGACGUGAGCUGGGGCGAGGUUAAGAGUCUGGUGGUUGUGGCUGGUACCAUUGCCAAGUUCGGACAGAAUCCAAAAUUGAAAAGCAAGCUGCUUGCUACUGGUGAUCGGUUGCUGGUAGAGGCGGCAUCAAAUGAUAGGGUAUGGGGUAUUGGAUAUACGGCUAAGCAUGCUAUGUCGUAUCGACAGCAUUGGGGGGAAAAUCGGUUGGGGAAGGCACUUAUGGAGGCUAGAGAGCAUCUGCGACAGGAAGAUGCUAAGAGGGAUGACAAUCUGCUAAUAGGGCAUGAGCCUCGUGUCUGAGAGGUUUAGCAAAGCAGCUUCUUCAACGUGAUAUAUCGCGUUGUGACCCAGAACGUUCACCUAUU
This is a messenger RNA of Paecilomyces variotii, 919 nucleotides long. RefSeq lists its product as hypothetical. The transcript has 2 exons. NCBI's taxonomy places the organism in Eukaryota, Fungi, Ascomycota, Eurotiomycetes, Eurotiales, Thermoascaceae. The record is from RefSeq and is a predicted model, not a curated record. The coding region runs from base 207 to 854 and encodes 215 amino acids.